ACGGCGGUGUCGUGUGUUAUUUGUGCUGCUUUAACUGAACUCUCGACAUCUUAAACGUCUAACACCGGUUUAGCUGCCAUCAAGAAACUCAGAUAUUACUGUAUUUUACCAAAACUGGUGAUGUGAUCAGAGAAGACUGCUCAAAUUCAAGGUAUGACGUUAUCUUUCAGCUAGUUAGCUUAUAGUAACGUUACUUCAAGUUAGCAAUGGAGCUGGCUGACUGAUACGAUAGACAAGUUACACGUCUCGUAUUGCUCUGUAGUCUCGACUAACGUAAACUGAGUGGACUAGUUAAAUAUAUGUCAUCCUACUGCAAACAUUAGGUUUUUCACAAAUAAUAGCAUCGAUGUAGAGGUGGUUUUCCGUGACUGUCAACAAUUUUAGAACAUAGGACACAGUUGGAUAUCUACAAAGUCACAAGACGUAUGCUAAGUCCAAAGGCAGCACUGUAUUUAAAUCUUCAUGAAUGUCAGUCUGCUGAAAGAGGACUACGUUCACCUACAGAUGUGUCUGAAAGGAAAUUAUUCAACCCUUCUGCAUUACUAAGCCUGUCACAUCCCAGGUGUACAUGCAGUCUGACUAUGGGUUUCUCACAUCCAGUGACCAACCUUAGAGAAUAUGCAUCCCAGAAUCCUCCAGGGGUGACAUUUUUCCUGUGUCUGUUGACUCUGGCCAUCUCAUUCAUCUGCCUCAGCUCGUAUAACUCCACUCACACUCUGUCUAACCCAGACACAGCAAAGGACUGGAACCAUCUCCUCUCCUCCUUAUCACAGUUCCAGCUCUGUGUGAAAGCCAAUGCAAGUUCAUCAGAGCUUGUCUCGCCAGCCCCCUCUCCUCUGAUGGAUAGAGAUACCUUAGUUAACUCUACAAAGACUCCUUCUGUCACCAGUUUGAAUCUCAAGGUUCCUGUAGCUGUGACUACCAACUCAAACAGUGGCUUUCUGAAAGACUUUGGUCUAUACACCACCUUGAGAGCCAGGCAACUAUAUCUUGGAGACAAUGAGAUUGUUAAUGUGACUCUAGAGGUUUUGUCUGGAAAUGAUACCUACACCUGCCUCACCAUAAGUGCCCCAACACACCUCCUGCCCAUGAGCCCACUUCCGCCAGAGUGCCCUGCAUCUGAGAUAAACAUUUCACCCGUCCACGUGGAAGCAAGCAACCAGCCACCUAUAGCAUCACAAGCCUGCUAUAGUCUACGCUCCAAGAAUGACCCUACACUCACAGUCAUUUUAACACAGGAGGAGCAGAGUGUGACAGUGCGACAUCUGUUGGAAGUCAGUGUGUUUCUCCUAGGAGUCUGUUUGAUACUCUGUUUAGCUGCUAGUCUGACACAACCACUCAUACGUCGCAACCAUUGGAAUGGGCUGGACCAACAAAAUGAGCCCUUGAUUGACACCUGAUCAUUUUUCAUCCUCUGCAUCCUGAAGAAAUUGGUUGGUGGUUGAGAGAGAAGAGCAAUUGUGUGUCACUACUUUUUAAGGGGCAUCGCACUGGUUUUACUAAAGAAACCAGUUAAAUGUCAUCGAGAGUAAUACUCAGCCUGUGAAAACCAUUAUAGAACGUCCUCCGCUUUGGAGAGGGCUUUCUACAUGCUGAGAAAUGAACCCAGGUGAUGUCAUCAGGGUUAUCUCAGCUUUGGUUUGAAGACUACAUAUUUUUGUAGGGUCUAGCAAAUUUCAGUCUUGACUCAGACCAGGGACUGAUGCCUACACUGUUGACUGGUCAUACUUUCACAACCCAGUCUGUUAUGUGCAGUACCUUCCAGGUGCUGUUUGCUUCUAUUUAAUUACCCACACUGCCCAGAAUGACCCAGUUACUUAUGGACAAUGGACAUGAUCUUGUUUUUCCAGUCAAAAAUCAAAAUCUAAUAUUUGUUUAAACUGUGAAGGUAGUAGCAUGAUAUACUGUAUUCCUAUCAGCAGAUUUAUUUUCUUUGUUUCUUAAUUUUAUUGGACCAAAUGACUUUGGGUAUGCUCGUCUAGUUUGCCUGUUUUGCUACUUUUAAUUGACAUGUCUGACAUUGAAAGCUCAUUGAAUCCAAAUGCCAGAUGUCCAGACCCACAGUUUAAACAUUCUUGCAUCUAUAUUACCUACAUGUCAUAUCACUUGCACAACAGUAGAAACUUUAAGAAGUGAGGGUAGAAGAAACACUGAAAUAUAUCUUGCUUCUAACUUAACACUGUCUGUUGCUUAGAAAUUUCAGUGAGAAAAUGAAAAGGGAUGUGGCAUCUGCAAAAAGCGCCGUGUUCUGAACCUACAUGUCAUCUAGUGAGUAACUGAGUCUGUCCAGGAUUUUUUGCACUAACUUCUCAGAAACAAAUAACUGGCAUGCUGUUUUCAGACACUUUUCCUAGCUUUAUAUUUUUAUGGAAAAAUAUAAAUACUAAGUUUUUAUCGUGAAUCUGGGAAGUAAGGAACUUUACAUUGAAUUUCCUCUAUUGGGUGUGUUUACAAGUACUGCCAUUCCAGUUUCACUUGUGGUCCUGCCAAGUGAAGGCAAACUAUUAAUUUAACCCUUAAGUCUUGUUGCACACACACAGUACUGACAAUAAUAAAGUCAGUGACAGUGACAGCUGUUCUUCAGCAAGCUGGAGAAAAUUACAGACUUGGCUACAACACAUUGUAGUAGUCCAGGACCAGCAGUGGAAGAGAGAAAUCAAACUUGUAGAUCUAAAUUUUGAUUGAUGGUCGUAUGUCAGGGACCAGAAGAAUUCAGAUAUGCCAUACCGUACAUUACUGUUUAGCAUAUCCAAGUGAUCAACUAUUUAGGAAUUUCAAUCCUGGAAGGCAUUAGUUUCAGGUAUUUUUAGUGCAGUAUGGAAAUCAGCUUGCAAAGGCUUGAAAUGUGCUUGAAAUCUCUGAGAGUGAACGUUAUGCCUUACUUAUCACUGUCAAAAUUGCCUUAUUGUGUAUAAAUAAAGAAAAGAGUUAGUUUUAAGCAAAGGAAUGAAAAUUGAUCGACCAAGUUUAUGGUACUGAUAUUUUCUGACACUGUUGUCAUCAUAAGUAGUCAAACAGGCCUGUAUUGUCAAUACUUUUCAGUUGACAAACAAUAAAUAU
Chelmon rostratus (copperband butterflyfish) is the source of this 3060-nucleotide messenger RNA. RefSeq lists its product as uncharacterized. NCBI's taxonomy places the organism in Eukaryota, Metazoa, Chordata, Actinopteri, Chaetodontiformes, Chaetodontidae. The coding region runs from base 426 to 1400 and encodes 324 amino acids. The transcript is spliced from 7 exons. The record is from RefSeq and is a predicted model, not a curated record.